CCUCAGGAUCCCUCCAAGAAUCCUGCUCUGAAGCAGGUCUCUGUGCUGGAACACUUUGGCAUGCUCAGGCUUGCAGAGGGAAUGUUUGAUUCCCCUGGUGAAGGGAACAUGCUCCAAGCAUCAGCAGCACUGGGGUGAGGCAGUGGGAAGGACAUUGUGCAUUCUGGUUUGCUCUUAUAUAAAACAUAAAAACAGCCAAGUCCUGUCCUGUGUGGCUCUGUGCUGGGAUCACAGGAGCAGGGAUUUUAGUUGGUGUUGAUACCUGCUGUGAUCUCUGUUCCCUUUUUUUGUUCUCCCUGCCAGGUACUCACUGCAGAUUAAUCUGCAGAGCUGGUGUUGCAGCAGGAGUCAAAACUGCUCCUGGUAACUUCAGAGAGACCCCAAACCUCCCUGGGGGUCACUGCCUAGGGUUGGUAAUGCUGCAGUGAGCCUGGGGUUAAUUCUGUUUUGUCCUCUGAGAUCCAUUGAUUUUCAUCAGGAUUUUUCUGGAGCAUCCCAAAGUCUCCUUUGGUCCCCUUUUAAUGGGAUGAGCUCAGAGCUGGUGACUGCUGUUGGCAGCAGAACUUUACAGUAACAGUGUAUAAACAUUUAUUUAUGCAUUACACAAAUGAAUUUAUACAUUUAACAGUGUAUAAACAUUUAUUUAUGCAUUACACAAAUGUAUUUAUACAUUUAACAGUGUAUAAACCUGGUGUGUGGCUCCAAUUUUAGGACCUGGUGAGGGAAAGUCCCACCCUCCCUGUCUGCUGUCACAGAGGUUGAGAACUGACUUUUGGUUUUUUUUUUGGUCACAGGGGCUGGUGCCUCCCUUCCUGUAGUACUUAAAUUGAGUUAUUAAUUAUUUUUAUUAACUUCCAUUCAUACCUCUUCCCAGUUGUGAUUGCAGAGUGUUGAAAGAAGCCCCUUCUGCUCUGCACAGAUACAGCCCAGGGAAGGUUUGUGGCUGCAAAACCACUCCUGUUCUCACCAGAGCCUCGUGCUCCUGCUUGUUUAUGCAGGAUGGGACAAUCAUUGUGAGCAAAACCAAUCAAGUGAAAUUUAUUCCUCUGGAAAGAUCUGCCAACCCAAGAUGACGACGGCCACGCCACUGACCAAUGACACCGAGCUCUCAGUGAAUGUGACCACAAAGUCUCAAGAACAAAUUCUCUAUCAAAGUUCUGGAGCAAUAAUUGCUGCCAUUGUGGUGGGGGUGAUUAUUAUUUUCACAGUGGUUCUGCUCAUCCUGAAAACGUACAACAGGCGCACGCGGGCGCGGCGGGAGCUGGAACCCAAAGCCUCCAAGCUGGCAGUGCCACCUCCUGUGGGACAGCAGAGCCACAGCCACAGCCUGGCCCAGCAGCCCUCGGUCACCUUCAUCCCUGUGGACAUCCACCUGCACAGCAGGUAACCAGGAACUCAGCCUCCCUGUCAGAGAAGAGAUGGAAUUGUUACCCCACGGAGCUGGGGCUGCUCAGAGCUGCACUCACAGAAAGCCUGGUGUCUGUUUUUGGGAGGGAAAACCAGAGUCUGGACACUUUUCCUUUAAGAGCUUUAAGAACCAUCAGGAUGGCAGCAAGGACUCUUGUGGGUCUGCAUAAACCAGGAAGAGAAUGCCCAGGUUCUGUGGAACUUUUGCUUUGAACCUUCUCUGUUGUGCUGAUAAACAGGAGGGAAAGUCUGAACUGCACCAAAGUCAGGUUGGACCUGAGUUUGUUACAAGUUCCAUGGAAGAGGUUUGUGGUUUGUUUUAUACUUGAUGGGUAGUACAGGAGCUGUCAAAAUUGUAUUUAUCUUUACUUAUAUUUCAUGUUUCUGAUGCCAUGUAUGUACAGGCUGAGGAAAAAAAGUUAUUUCUUAUUUUCAGGUAUUUUUAAGCUAUUUCUAUAAACUCUGUAACUCCAUUUCCAAAGGAACUCGGUGUCUGAGGGGUUCACUCUCAAUUCAGGUUCAUGCUUUGUCUUAGGCAAAAUCUGAGCUCUUUAACUGAAAAAAAAAUAACCAUGGAAAUAGAAAAAACCAGCUUGGAUAAAGCAAGGGAGGCUCUGUGCAGACCCACUCACCCUGCAAGGAUUUGUUCUCUGGUGCUGCCCAACUAUUUUUAGCAGUUUUUAAUUCUCCAAACCGAGUUGUUUUGUGAGUGUGAGGGCUGUGGGUGUCAGCAGAGGCACAAAGGAAUUCCCAGGGACACUCAGGGGUGGGAACACAGAGCAGCAUUGUCAGACACUGACUGGCAGAUUGUCUGGAUUUUCUAUUUCAUAUUUUCUCCAAUAUGAUCUCUUGAGCAGGUCAGUUUAACUAACUGGUAAUUUUUAAU
Messenger RNA from Catharus ustulatus (Swainson's thrush), 2293 nucleotides. It is a transcript of the gene NCMAP, whose product is annotated as non-compact myelin associated protein. The coding region runs from base 1070 to 1387 and encodes 105 amino acids. The transcript has 4 exons. NCBI's taxonomy places the organism in Eukaryota, Metazoa, Chordata, Aves, Passeriformes, Turdidae. The record is from RefSeq and is a predicted model, not a curated record. Gene Ontology annotation, molecular function: structural constituent of myelin sheath. Gene Ontology annotation, biological process: regulation of myelination; peripheral nervous system myelin formation. Gene Ontology annotation, cellular component: paranode region of axon; Schmidt-Lanterman incisure; plasma membrane.